AUGUCUUUGCUCUCCCUCCCCAUUCACUCUCUGCAGUACGCAGAGAUCGUCGUCAGAAGCACUGACCCGGACCUGGACCUGAAUGCAUUGUCCUUCUCCGUGCGGCCCACUGCUCCCCCAGCCAUGUCUUUGACGUCUAUGGCCAAUGUCGACGUCAAGGUGUCCACCGUGCGCGACGCGUCGGGCACCUAUCUCUCCAUUUCCCUCGGACAGCCUGAUGAAGAGGGCGCGCAGAACUCGCUUCCGAUCGCGUAUGGUGAUCGCUCAAGCUCGUCGCGGUCGUCACCCUCGUCGUGGAGUGGCACCCGUAAGCACCUCGGUCCCUUCCCCGCACGGCUUGACUUGACGCCGCUGUCAACAGAGCCUUACUACAAGGAGUACAAGGAAAUGUUUGGUCGUCACAACCUCCCCAUGGACUGCGAUGAGGGGUUCAUUGGCUCAUUGAAUAUGCCGCCAGGGUCCUGGCCUGUCAACGACGGCAACUAUUCCGACACGUCUGCAUCUGGCCUUCCCUCUUCUGGGCCAAUGGGAUACUACCACCGCCCCUCUUUCGACGAGUUCCCAUCGCCCCCGUCCUCGGCAUCGUCCUGCACCCAUCUGUCUGACACGGAGAACACCUUCGCAUACUCCCCGGAGGACCGCAUGGCCCCAGGCGCGCAUUCUUCCAUCCAUCCCCCGAAGCUGCAGCGCUCCCGCUCUGCGACGUCCUACCCCACGUCGAAAAUCCUCCCCGUCACGCGACCGAAGCGCACCGCGCUCAAGUGCGAGUACCCUAACUGCGACGCCCACUUUUCACGCCAGCACGACCGCUUGCGACACGAAGUGAACAAACACGGUCGCAAGUGCGAGUGGACAUGUGAUGUCUGCCGACGCUUUUUCUCAAACGCUUCGACGCUCGAGCGACACCGCUGCACCGGCACUCCUCCGUCUGACUGGUGA
Molecule: messenger RNA, 939 nt
Organism: Schizophyllum commune H4-8
Lineage: Eukaryota; Fungi; Basidiomycota; Agaricomycetes; Agaricales; Schizophyllaceae
Exons: 5
Coding region: 1-939 (312 amino acids)
Source: RefSeq, a predicted model, not a curated record